UCAGUUCCACUCAGCUGAGCUCCCAUCUCCUCUCAACAUGUCCUCUAGCUGCUGCUCUGGAAACUUCUCCUCCUGUUCUCUUGGGGGCUCCCUGCGCUUCCCAAGCUCCUGUGGCUCUUCAUACCCCAGCAACCUGGUCUACAGCCCUGACCUGUGCUAUCCCAGCACCUGCCAGCUGGGCUCCUCUCUCUACAGGGGCAGUCAGGAGACCUGCUGUGAGCCCACCAGCUGCCAGACAUCCUGUGUGGUGUCCAGCCCCUGCCAGCCUUCCUGCUAUGGCCAGAGGACAUCCACACUCUGCAGUCCCUGCCAGAGGACCUAUGCUGGAUCACUGGGCUUUGGUUCCAGCAGCUGCCACUCCCUGGGCUAUGGAUCUAGAAGCUGCUACUCAUUGGGCUGUGGAUCCAGUGGCUUCAGAUCCCUGAAUUAUGGUGUCUCUGGCUUCCCGUUCCAGGGUUUCAGAUCCAGUUUCUGCAACCCAGUUUAUUUUCCUUCUAGGGUUUUCCAUUCAUCUUGUUACCAGCCAUUAUAUAGACGGGGCUUCUAAUCAUUAACCUCUUGAUUGGUCAAAUCCAUUUAGGAAAUGCAAAUUAUAUAAUAAAUUCAUUUAUUAAUUUCUUCUCUGAGAAGCAUUCUGAUAUUCUUAAUUAUGACCUUCCUAUUAUUUUUUACCCUCAGAUAUUGGCUGGUACAUUGACUGUCAAAUUAUAAAAUUAAUAAAUAAUCCAAAUUGUAUUGUUGCUAGAAAUGAUAGCUUUUGCAUUUCCCUCUAAAAUAGCUGAAUAAUUUUAUUUUAAUAAACUCUUUAUUAUAUCGUUCAA
Ictidomys tridecemlineatus (thirteen-lined ground squirrel) is the source of this 821-nucleotide messenger RNA. RefSeq names its product keratin-associated protein 13-1. Gene Ontology annotation, molecular function: structural molecule activity. The record is from RefSeq and is a predicted model, not a curated record. NCBI's taxonomy places the organism in Eukaryota, Metazoa, Chordata, Mammalia, Rodentia, Sciuridae. Gene Ontology annotation, cellular component: keratin filament.